AUGGGCGCCAGCGGGCCCGAGGUUGAGAACGUCGACGGGGCAUGCGGGCGGGCACGAAACACGAACGGCAUCGCGGCGCUCGACUUUGUCGCGUGCGUGCUGCGCUUCGCGAUCACACGCGAGACGGAGUAGGGGUGAGUGUGGCUUUGCCUCCGUGCUCCGACUACGGUGCUGUCUUGAGGGGGUGGCCGCAGGGAACACGCAACACCGCUGGCUGAUGGCGCUGUUUGGUCUUUGUUUGGCAAUGGGAACCUGUGUGCAGUUGUGGUGAGUGUGGCUCUGCCUCCGACCACGGUGCUGUCUUGAGGGUCUGUCUCCGUAACUGCUAGCUAGGAUUGUGCACGAUUCGGGGCGGCCAUGUGGCGGGUCUCUGAUGGGUCUCUCUUGGGGGCGAACAGGUCUCAGGUGAGACGUCUUUGUCUCACUGACUCACUGUUGUUUCGUCCCUGUCUCAACGCUGUGACCUGUGUCACAAAUGUAUGUCUCAGUAAUACGAUCUCCCAGACUCUCAGCGAUCUCUGUGCUGUCUCA
This is a messenger RNA of Emiliania huxleyi CCMP1516, 531 nucleotides long. RefSeq lists its product as hypothetical. Bases 42 to 218 code for a protein of 58 amino acids. The record is from RefSeq and is a predicted model, not a curated record. The transcript has 3 exons. NCBI's taxonomy places the organism in Eukaryota, Haptophyta, Isochrysidales, Noelaerhabdaceae.